Molecule: messenger RNA, 907 nt
Organism: Carassius auratus (goldfish)
Lineage: Eukaryota; Metazoa; Chordata; Actinopteri; Cypriniformes; Cyprinidae
Gene: vps26c
Product: VPS26 endosomal protein sorting factor C
Biological process (GO): intracellular protein transport
Source: RefSeq, a predicted model, not a curated record
UAAAAAUAAAAAGUUAGCCCGGACGCUGGGGAGCCCCGCCCCUCCGCGUGACGUUGGCAGUCAUAUGACGGUGACGCGGAAGCGAGUGCAGGGAAGAUGAGUGUGUCGCUGGAUAUCAGGCUGAAGCGGGCGAAUAAAGUGUAUCAUGAGGGGGAGCGAGUGAGCGGAGUGCUGCUGGUCAACAGCAGAGACGCGCUGCAGCAUCAGGGAGUCUCUCUCAGUCUGGAGGGACUGGUCAACCUACAGCUCAGCUCCAAGAGCGUCGGAGUCUUCGAGGCCUUCUACAACUCCGUGAAGCCCGUCCAGCUGGUGUCCAGUAACAUGGAGGUGGUGAAGCCGGGAAAGAUCCCCGCAGGAAGAACCGAGAUCCCCUUUGAGUUUCCGCUGCAGGCCAAAGGCAACAAAGUCCUUUAUGAGACGUAUCACGGCGUGUUCGUCAACAUACAGUACACACUCCGCUGCGACAUGAGACGCCCACUGCUCGCCAAAGACCUCAGCAAGACCUGCGAGUUCAUGGUGCACUGCCAGACACAGAAGUCGAAGCUGCAGCCGAACCCUGUGGAGUUCAGUAUCACUCCGGAGACGCUGCAGAACGUCAGAGAGAGGAGCUCCUUACCCCGCUUCCUCAUCAGGGGUCACCUGGACGCCACCAGCUGUGCCAUCACACAACCCCUGACCGGAGAACUGACCCUGGAGAGUUCAGAGGUCGCCAUCAAGAGCAUCGAGCUGCAGCUGGUGCGGGUGGAGACCUGCGGCUGUGCGGAGGGAUACGCUCGAGACGCCACUGAGAUCCAGAACAUCCAGAUCGCUGAAGGAGACGUGUGUCGUGGUCUCUCCAUCCCCAUCUACAUGGUGUUCCCUCGCCUCUUCACCUGCCCAACUCUAGAAACCACCAACUUUAAAGUCG